UCGUCUACACUACUACAGACAACAUCAUGAAGGUCGCCGCCGCCCUCUUGUGCCUCGCCACUGUCGCCUCCGCCAGGAUGGCCUACCAGCUCCCAGACGGCUACUUGGAGAUCCUGGGUCAGGACGCCUCCCAGACCUUCGACUGUGCCAACCGCGCCUACGGCUACUAUGCCGACGUGGCCAACGCGUGUCGCAUCUUCCACGUGUGUGAACCCGUGUAUGACGAGGAGGGCGCCACCGUGCUGGAGGUCAACCAGUUCUCCUUCAUCUGUGGGAACCAGACGGUGUUCAGUCAGGAGUACCUGGUCUGUACCCAUCCUCAGGAGGCCUUACCCUGUGACCAGGCUGAGUCACUCUACCAGUCCUCCAACGCCGGCUUCGGCCAGAUCCCCGACGAGUCAUAAUUCCUUGUCUUCAGGGAAUGACCACAGCUGUGUGUGUGUGUGUGGUCCCCACCCCUGCUGCUGUCUCCUGCCUUCAUCCAUAUCUUCCUCACGAGGAAUGUUCUCCUACCAUAAGAGCAGCGCCAUCAUUAGUGUCUGACGCAUCCUAAUCUCCAUCCCUCGUCUGUGUCUGGAAUACUCAUCUUCUAUGGCGUCAACAUGCCGUUCACACAGCGCCAGCACGAGCAAGCAACAGCCUCAGACGUUCUCCAAAUCGUUCACUAACAAGCUUGUGGAAAGUUGAGGUGAAGGUUUGUGGUGAGAGUGAUGGUCAGCUGUUGUUGUCACCCUCCCCAACCCCCAACCUUUAAUCUCCCCCUUACAUAAGAA
This is a messenger RNA of Homarus americanus (American lobster), 773 nucleotides long. RefSeq lists its product as uncharacterized. The coding region runs from base 27 to 404 and encodes 125 amino acids. The record is from RefSeq and is a predicted model, not a curated record. Gene Ontology annotation, cellular component: extracellular region. The transcript is spliced from 2 exons. Gene Ontology annotation, molecular function: chitin binding. Lineage: Eukaryota; Metazoa; Arthropoda; Malacostraca; Decapoda; Nephropidae.